CCAUCAUCCUUAGCGGCGGGCGAAGGAAAAUGAAAACGGCCAUGUCGUGGUAGAAAUCACUUCAGAGGCGUAUGAGUGUGACUCACGGUAUAACUGGCCAGUUCAUUUAAUGUAGCUUUAAAACUACAGCUCUGAAAAGAACACAUCUGCUCUCUUGUUUGACAGAAAACAUAUUCUGUGACAGUAAGUGCAUUUAAAUUAGGGGCCCAGCAUGAGCGGAGGAGGGACGCCGUACAUUGGCAGUAAGAUUAGCCUCAUCUCCAAGGCCGAGAUCCGCUAUGAAGGAAUUUUGUACACCAUUGACACUGAAAACUCGACAGUAGCUCUUGCUAAAGUUCGCUCUUUCGGCACUGAAGAUCGGCCCACUGACAGGCCUAUUCCACCUCGUGAGGAAGUGUUUGAGUACAUCAUCUUCCGAGGAAGUGAUAUAAAAGACCUAACAGUAUGUGAGCCACCCAAAUCCACUAGCACCUUGCCUCAGGACCCUGCCAUAGUUCAGUCUUCUAUUGGAUCCACCAAUGUGGGGCCAGCAUCAUCGUUCCAGUCUACAGGGUCCUAUGCGCCUUUCAGCAGAGCCCCUGUCCCACCUUACAACCAGUUUGGUGUUACACCCCUUGCAGCUCAGCAGUUUGGGUCUGUUGGAGAAGGAGGGCACACUACUCCCCAGCUGGACUCUUUAGCAAAAAGUUCUACCCUGGAGCAGGCAGUGCAGACCCCACCACCAGCUGCCCCAGCCCCACCUGCACCUGUGGGACAGAGGAGUCAGGUGGGAACAGCAGCUCCUAGACCCACCAGCAGCACCACUGGCAGCCAGAAGCCCCCAGAUCUUCUGGAGCAGGGAAAAGCUCCUGAGGUUCAGAAAGUGUCACAGCCAGAUAAUGAACAAGGUGCUGCUGAAAACCGGGAUCCCAGCAAGCACCAAGGUGCUGGUUCUCAGUCGACCCGCCGAGGCCGUGGAAGAGGUAACCGCAGCCGAGGCAAAGUAAAUGUGCGCAGGGAUGACACUGUGAAGUUUGAAGAAGACUUUGACUUUGAGACUGCAAACGCCCAGUUUCACAAAGAUGACAUUGACAAAGAGCUCCAGAACAAGCUCAAAAUCAAAGAUGAGAAGAGUGAAAAGGUGAUGAAUGGAGAGGAAAUUGAACAUCUGGCCAAUGAGGGGACCGCUGACGAGGAGGAGGCUGUGAUAAGCACGUGUUACUAUGACAAGUCCAAGUCCUUCUUUGAUAACCUGUCCUGUGAUGGUUUAAGUAAAGCGGGUGAAAGAGGCUUUUCAAAGGAGCGAAGGCCAACCUGGGCAGAGGAGAGACGAAUGAACGCUGAGACAUUUGGCAUCCCUCUGAGGCACAGUCGAGGAAGAGGGGCUUUCCGUGGACGAGGCUUCGCAGGGCCUCAUAGAGGCCAAGGGCGACCAGCAAGCAGAGGUUUCUUUUGGCCACCCCGGGGUGCUCCACCUGGUUUUAGAGGUGGAUACACAGUUGGCAGAGGAGGCCGAGAUUUCUCUGAUUUUGACUACAGGAAGGACAAAAAGGUGGCUGCAUAGAUUGGUCCACAACCCUUCAUCAUUAAAUUAUUCCAGCUCAAGAAAUUUUCUUGGGUCUCCACAUUUGACAAGAAGAAUGAAGACAUCCUCUCCAUCACCAGCACCAACCUGACUGUUUGACCUUGGGGGGUGAAAGUGCACCUCUCCUCCUUUCUCCACUUAGAGAACUGCUUGGUUGUGUGUCUUGUUUUGUUUUUUGGCCCAAACAUUUUAUUUGAUAAGCAGUCACCAGAUAGACAAGAACAUGUACAUACCUUGCUUUGGAGUAAUUCUGUAUUUUUGCAUCAGUGAAGUUCAUUUCUUACAGACAUCGUCUUUGAUAUGCAGAAAGCCCACUGAUACUGUGAGUGGAUCACAGUUAAUGUGAUCCAGAGCUUUAGUUUUUAAUUGUCUUUCAGUUUUGAUAAUACUUGUUGGCACCAACAUUCACUGCAUUGCCUGCUCAGACUUGGUGAGGUCACCAUGUGUUUAGUAUUUUUAGCCAGUUUGCAGGAAAUGUUUUGUCUGAAUCAACGAAGUAGAAAUCACAACCAAGAAACAAAAUCUGAAAUGAAUAUUGUUAUGAAUGAAUGUAUAUCUGGCUCAUCUUCUACAAAUUGUUGCUCAACCAUUUUUAUAAAGGUGUCUUCAGUAGUUGGAAUGCUUAUAAUCCUACUUUGACCCCUCAAAUCUUCCACUCAAUGAAUUAUGUUUCUGUAUUAGGUUUGUAGAUGGACUAAAGCAGGCUUCAUAAUGAUGGCAGCCUAAUGCAGGGAACCAGUAUGAGCCAUUCGUUUGACCAGUAUAUGGAGUUUACAGCAUAAGCUUUAGAAGUAUUUGUUGAGCGGGUUUGUUUCAUAUGGCUAAACAAAGAGCAUUCCCAUGAUUUGUGUGUAAAAGAGGAACAUGGAUUCCUAAUGGUGCUUUUAGAAGUUCUUAGUGUUUUUUGUUUGUUUUUGGAAUAUUUGUUUGUUGUUUUGUUCCAAAACCUAUAGUCAAAGACCUUGCUCAAGUUAGAUUUUGAAUGAAAAGUGCUCUACUAUUUAGCCAUAAAGGGUAUAUAAGCAUUUGGUUGAGCUGAAUUGUCAGCCUACAAGUAUGUUUCUGAAUUUCAGUACCUCUUAAAUCUGCCCUUUAGUGUCCACAUUGUACUGAGCCGUCUGAAGCUUCAUUUUUUUUUUUUUGUCAGCAUCCUUUGAAUUAUCUUGCAGUUGUUAUCAACAUUGCGUUUUUCAGCUGUUUCCACAGCAAAACUAAGUUCAUGCAGUGUUGUGAGGAUUGUUUAAUGAAAAUGGGGACAUUUUGUAAAUGGGCUGAUGUCCGAGUUUGUUCAGAGCAAGUGGCGGCAUUUGACAUCGGCCCUCUGGCUUGGUUGUACCUCCUUGUUACAUUGUUGUUGAUGUGAUUGUUCUGCGAAGUGAACUUGGUUUUUGCCUACUUGUGAUCAACAGGACGUGAACUGGAUGUGGUGCCAGCGCACUGGGGGGAGGUGGGAUCAUAUUUUUGUUUGACUCAUUUGUCAGUGCUUUUAGGGAGCACAGCUCCCUUCAACUUAGAUUACCUGUUGUCAGGCAUAUUGAUAGCACUUCAAGGUCAAACUAGAACCUUCUCAGACACUGGUGGUUUACUGUUUAACUGGAUUUUACACCAGCUGCUGGUCACUGCAUGAUACCCUUGGGAACCAUCACUUUGUAUGGGCUUUUGCAAUAACCAGCAAGAUUGAAAUAGAGGGGGAAAAAAAGUAUUACUGAGCUAAACUGACAUGUUUUCAUAUGCUUGUUACUCCUUCCAGUCAAUGGAAUUAUAAACCAGGAAUAGUUUUCUUGAAUAUUGGCAAAAUUGAGUUUUUAUGUCAAAUAAAAAGUUGUACAAUAUCUGUCUUUUCAU
This is a messenger RNA of Monopterus albus (swamp eel), 3409 nucleotides long. It is a transcript of the gene lsm14ab, whose product is annotated as LSM14A mRNA processing body assembly factor b. Bases 212 to 1543 code for a protein of 443 amino acids. Gene Ontology annotation, molecular function: mRNA binding. Gene Ontology annotation, cellular component: P-body. NCBI's taxonomy places the organism in Eukaryota, Metazoa, Chordata, Actinopteri, Synbranchiformes, Synbranchidae. The transcript has 10 exons. The record is from RefSeq and is a predicted model, not a curated record. Gene Ontology annotation, biological process: P-body assembly; cytoplasmic stress granule assembly.